AUACUCUCCAUCCCUGGCUUUGCAACGCGUGGCGGUGAAACGUGUAAAAUUUUGUUACAAAUUUUGCAACAAUUUCGCCAAAUUAACCGCAAAAAUAAGUUGUUUUUGUUCGAAGAUCAAUUGACAGCUGCAUAUGUGCUGGCACAGGUGUUGAACUGAACUGGAAAAGGUGUCAAAAGCGAGCGAAGAGAUUGUUCACACAACACUCUCACACAACCACACGCACGCACGCACAUACACGUAGAAUUUUGUGUUGUGCUGCCAGACAGUAGUAAAGUGCAGGAGAAAAGCAGAAGUAAAAGCAAAAGCAGCGACGUCUAAGUUGGCUUAGACGUUGAAACGACAAAAGCAAAUUAAUCACAAAUUGAAAGGCAGGGCUGUCUCCUUUACCCCCUUUGUAUUGCUUUCAUAUUCCAACCGUUCUACUGCUCUCGGUGGCAAUCGACGACGCAAGUCAAACGCGUUUUUGUGUGAGUGCAGCAAAAGCAGAAGCAGGGCGAAAGUGUGUCGGUGCCGUCGUCGUCGUCGACGUCGCAGUUAGUGUGUGUUAUUGUGAGUGCUAAGCAGCACAGCCAGCGCAGAGGCGAAAAGUGAAAUUUUCCACUCGAAAAGCGAUUUGCUCGAAACCUCAAAAGGCAUCAGCAAUGGCCGCGCAGGAGAAUACGGAAAUUUCAACAAAAUUCUCAACACUCAAUGUGAAUGCCGUGGAAUUUGUGCCCAGCUUUAAUUACAGCAGCGCUGCCAGCGCAGCGGCUGUUGCAGCGGCUGCAGCGCAAGCGCCGCCGACUACACAGCAACAACAACAGCAGCAGCAGACAACGCCAGUGGAUAAUGCUGUUGCGCCUGGAAGUGAAUCAGUGCCGGCAUCUGGUAGUGCCACACCUGCAACAACGCCCGAUUCCACAGGCAGUGCUGGUUCCACAAAUGCACUAAACGCCGGUGGUGGUGGAGGCGGAGUAGGAACGGGUACGGUCGAGGGUACGGGUACGGCAGCACCAUCAUCGGCGGCCGCCUCAAAUUCGGCAUCACCAGCGCUAGGCUCGCCCGUUACCACGCCUUCGACAGCGGCAGCAGCACCAAUUGAGCAUAUAAAUGUGGCGGACAAAAUAACGGCAAACAAUGAAACGGAUCCCGCUGAUAGCUGGGAUGUGGAAGAUGAUCCUAUCAUUACGCCUGACGAGGAGGAAAUCGAUGAUGUUGAAUUCGUUGAGGGUGAAGCCACGCCGAAGGUCUCAAAGAAAAAGAUAAUCAAAGUGGAGGAGAACAGAAGCAAACGCGAGCAUGUGAAUGUGGUUUUCAUUGGUCAUGUUGAUGCUGGGAAAUCAACUAUUGGCGGCCAGAUCAUGUCGCUGACGGGCAUGGUGGACAAGCGCACAUUGGAGAAAUAUGAACGAGAGGCGCGAGAGAAAUCGCGCGAGAGUUGGUAUUUGUCUUGGGCGUUGGACACAAAUCAGGAGGAGCGCGACAAGGGCAAGACCGUGGAAGUGGGUCGGGCCUUUUUCGAAACAGAUCGCAAGCAUUUUACCAUCUUGGAUGCACCUGGUCACAAGAGUUUUGUCCCAAACAUGAUUGGUGGAGCGGCGCAGGCGGAUUUGGCUGUGCUCGUUAUUUCCGCGCGAAAAGGUGAAUUUGAGACGGGCUUCGAUCGUGGUGGACAGACGAGAGAGCAUGCCAUGUUGGCCAAAACGGCUGGCGUUAAGCAUUUGGUUGUGCUCGUGAAUAAGAUGGAUGACCCAACCGUUAAUUGGGAUCAGGGACGCUACAACGAAUGCAAAGACAAGAUACUACCAUACCUCAAGAAGCUCGGCUUCAAUCCAGCCAAGGAUUUAACCUUUAUGCCUUGUUCCGGACUCAGCGGCUAUGGCCUCAAGGAUCAAAUACCAGAAACAUUGUGCCCCUGGUAUAGGGGGCCUGCCUUCAUACCCUUUAUCGAUGAGUUGCCCUCGCUAAACCGCAAUCAGGAUGGCCCCUUCAUUAUGCCCAUUGUAGAUAAAUAUAAGGAUAUGGGCACCGUUGUCAUGGGCAAAGUUGAAUCCGGCUGCGCGCGCAAGGGUCAAAAUUUGCUAGUUAUGCCCAAUAGGACGCAAGUGGCUGUUGAUCAACUGUUUUCAGAUGACUAUGAGGUGACCUCUGUAGGGCCCGGCGAGAAUGUCAAAAUCAAGCUGAAAGGCAUCGAGGAAGAAGAUGUUUCGCCUGGUUUUGUGCUCUGUGAUGCCGCCAACCCAAUUAAGACAGGCAAAAUCUUCGAUGCUCAGGUCGUUAUAUUGGAACACAAAUCAAUUAUCUGUGCGGGCUAUUCAGCUGUCAUGCACAUACACUGCGCUGCCGAGGAAGUUACGGUCAAGGCACUCAUCUGUUUGGUAGACAAAAAGACUGGUGAGAAAUCAAAAACACGUCCACGAUUUGUUAAACAGGAUCAGGUCGCAAUAAUGCGCAUCGAAUGCUACGGCAUGAUUUGCCUAGAACAAUUUAAGCUGUUCCCACAAAUGGGACGUUUUACGCUGCGAGAUGAAAAUAAAACAAUCGCUAUUGGCAAGGUACUCAAGGUGAUCGAAUAAAUUGAGCCAAGCUAAGUUUCGAACGCCCGCCUUUUUUCACUGCGGCUUUACAGCAAAACACCUUUUUAUGUAUGCCAGACGAAUCGGAUGAGAUAAGAUGAAUUGAGAUGAGAUGCCAAUGCCAACGCCUACGCCACGCUUUCUACAGUUUUAAUUUCAUACACAAUUAUUAUGUAACCUAACAACAAUAGCAAUUGAGAUAAUGGUUAGAGCAAAGAUUUAUAUAGCAAGUAUCUAAAAGAAAACAAGGAGGAAUAGUUUGGCACACGCAGUUAUCAACACAGAGAGAGAGACACACAGAGGAUGAGCAACGGAGCAACAGAAAUGCAUUAUAUGAAUAUAUAUUUAUAUAUAUUAAUAUAAACUAUGUUAUGUAUAACUAAAAGAAACAUGCAAAUGUACUAAUUAUUUAUAUGUACAGUUAUUUGUCGGAUUUACGUUUGUUUCGACUUGGCAAAAAAGAAACUGAAAACUCAAGGAAAUUGAGCAGCAGACAUCGCUUUAUUAACUUGUAAACUUUUAAGCAGACAUUCAUGAAUUUUUUAAAACA
This is a messenger RNA of Drosophila arizonae, 3108 nucleotides long. RefSeq names its product eukaryotic translation release factor 3 (gene eRF3). Gene Ontology annotation, molecular function: GTPase activity; GTP binding. The record is from RefSeq and is a predicted model, not a curated record. NCBI's taxonomy places the organism in Eukaryota, Metazoa, Arthropoda, Insecta, Diptera, Drosophilidae.